Molecule: messenger RNA, 808 nt
Organism: Cercopithifilaria johnstoni
Lineage: Eukaryota; Metazoa; Nematoda; Chromadorea; Rhabditida; Onchocercidae
Source: the annotation of a GenBank genome assembly
AUGUGUGAGAGAUGUCGAAGAGAACUGAGAAGUGCACUCAUCAAUUUAGGGAAACUAUAUCCACAUUCGGAAAGCAUUGGUUCUAAAUAUUGUAUAUUACAAAUUGGGAGAGUACAAAACAUGAUUACGGAAUGUGCUCAAGAAGGUUAUUAUUUGGGAAUGCGAUUGUAUAGGAUGCCUGAAUCGAGCAAACAAUGUGAGUCUAUUCAUAUUCCAACUCGAAGUUCUCGUCAUCCAUUGCUGUGCGUCGAAUGCCAUAAACGAUUUCCAACAAUGCAAGAAUUAUACUUACAUUCAGAAGUAUGCAUCAUUGAAUCAUUUGAAAAUGAAGCUAUCAAUGUGUUUUCGAGUAUGCCAUCACUCACAGAACCAGCUACUGCUUUUGUCGCUACUGCACAUGCUGGAAUUACGGCUAAAGGAGAUGAUCCCCCAAUUUUGGUACCAGAGACGAGUGCUUCUGCGAACUCUUCAGGAUCGACAAGCCUUUCACUUCCAGCGAAACACGGAGCAGAAUGUUCACUAGUUAAAAAAACAGAACGAAUGGCAGCAACAGAAACAUCAAAAACAGCGCCUAUUUCAUUAAUGUCUACUUCGGAAUCGGAACAACGGUCUUAUUGGAUAGAUAGUUGUUUCGAAUGGACAAAAAUCAGUUAUUUCAGGUCCCAUAAAUUACCUUUUGAGUUAGAAAAUGCGCAAAUAUUGCAAAGUCCCGGUGGAUUGAGGAUUUAUGUAUCGAUUGAAAGGCAAUGUGGGAGAGGGAGCGAUGGAAUUGGCAGUGGAAAUGAUGGCGGUGGUUAUGAGUUUCAAG